Paramuricea clavata is the source of this 1281-nucleotide messenger RNA. NCBI's taxonomy places the organism in Eukaryota, Metazoa, Cnidaria, Anthozoa, Malacalcyonacea, Plexauridae. The record is from the annotation of a GenBank genome assembly.
AUGGCGUGUAUAAAGAAGACUUCAUGGUUUUGUGUGGUAUGUUUUGUUGUGUUUUUACAAGUAGUAUCGUCUUAUUGGUGCGAAGACUUUUCUACUACGUGCUCUUCUCUGUCAAAGCAUUGCUGUAGAAAAAACAACGUUUGUCAGCACGAUUGCAUUGGUGAGCCUUGUGACAGCUCUAGCGACUGCGCACCAGGUGAAUAUUGCUGUGAUCGUGGUUAAAGUCUUAGUGGCAAAUGUGCUAGAUCUUGUGUUGGAAAAUCAUGUAAAAAGAAUGAUCAGUGUGGAUCAGGUGAAUAUUGUUGUUCUAAUGGAACAUGUGCUUCCAAUUGUAUUGGAGAAUUUUGUUCUUCCGAUGGCGACUGCACAAAGAAUGAAUCAUGUUGUGGCCGUUAUCAAAGUCGUUACAAUGGCACGUGUGCUAGAUCUUGUAUUGGUGAUUCGUGUAAAUAUGAUUACCACUGCGGAACAGGUGAAUAUUGUUGUAACAAUAAAUGUGCCUUGAAUUGUAUUGGAGAAUCUUGUUCCUUACGUAGCGACUGUGCAUCAGGUCAAUCCUGUUGCGAUGGUAAAUGUUGUAUUAGACAAAAACGGUGUAUACACGUAGAUAACGAUUGUAAUUCUACUGGGCGUGGAGGUAAAUGUUGUUAUGGUUCUUCCUAUAAGGAAUGUAAAGAUUGCGUUAAUCUUAAAAGGAUUAUUGCAGUGGUCAUAUAUGUGAUUAUUGGUUUUGUCGUCAUGACAUUUGCAAUUCCCAUAUUUGUGUUUUGCAAGGCCAGGUUGACAGCAACCUGGAGACGUGUCUUUCAUGAACGAGAAACACAACUUGCCACAGCAACCUGGGGACGUGUCUUUCAUGAACGAGAAACACAACUUGCCACCACAAGAAAUACAAUCCGUGAAAGUCGAGAAACACGACUUUCAGCUAUAAUAAAUAGAGUCGUUGAAAGUGAAGAACAAGACGAAGGAGAAGAAGAAGAGCAACAACAACCACCCCAAGAACAGCCAUUGCAUUUCCGAAACCUUGGACCCUUCCCCAAUCAACCCCCACCAUACACUAAUCAACCCCCACCUCCAUACCCCAAUGAACCCCCACCCGAUCAACCUCCACCAGCAUACUCAUCGCUCCCCUUACCACCGUGUCAACCUCGAGGCAGAAUCUCCCCACCCCCAUACCACAGCCAAAAUAUUUCACCAGGAUCAAGUGAUCCUCCAAUGGAAACGACACCACACGUUAUAUUCACAGACAGGGACAUGUACAGUAGUGCUUCACUCUUCUAG